Messenger RNA from Meloidogyne enterolobii, 162 nucleotides. NCBI's taxonomy places the organism in Eukaryota, Metazoa, Nematoda, Chromadorea, Rhabditida, Meloidogynidae. The record is from the annotation of a GenBank genome assembly.
AUGGCAAUAAAUUCUCAAUUUUGUAUUUAUUGGCGCGCAAUAAUUAUGAGCGAGCCAAUUAGUCAAUUAGCCUAUAAUUAUAUUAAAGUCACAGUCCCAGUAACAAGUAUUUGUGCCCCAAUUGGAAGUUUUCUCGGUUCACAUUUCCACAGACAGGCUUGA